AUGGUGUACGAGCCCUACAACAACACGCUCGAGUACUUCCCGUUGAUGGGCGAGGACUGCUCCUUCCUCAUCCCAUUCGCAGGAGCAACACGACCCACAUCGACGAUCACCUUCAUCAUAACCGUGCUCGUAGCAGUGUUGUUGGCUCUCAGCUUUAGCGUCGGAGACGACUGA
Molecule: messenger RNA, 174 nt
Organism: Phytophthora sojae
Lineage: Eukaryota; Oomycota; Peronosporomycetes; Peronosporales; Peronosporaceae
Exons: 1
Coding region: 1-174 (57 amino acids)
Source: RefSeq, a predicted model, not a curated record